CAUUGUUCUGCCACUGCCGGCGAGAAGCGGCUUCCUCCGCACGCCGCCCUCUGCUGCAAACACACACAGACAGACUGACGGACGCCUGGGCUGGAUGUGGACGCUCGCCCUUUGGUGCGGGGGGAUGGAACGCCUGCUCACCGUUGAUGACGCACAAUUAGGAGCCUGACACUCAAACCGGAGACAAAGACACACACAUCGUGUCGGUCCAAGGAUGCUCUGAGCGAAGACACGCCGCCGGACUGGGAACAAGCUCAGGUGCUGCAGAGGUGAGGUGGUUGCCAUGGCGCCCCGGCCGUCGUCAGGGGAACUAUGGGGCCUCCACCUGAUGCCCCCGUGCAUCUUGGUGGACUGCUGCCUUCCCAACGGGAUGAUGGUGAGUCUGGAGUGUCUUCGAGAAACUCCUCUCAUCAGCAUCAAGCAGCAGCUCUUCACCGAGGCCAAGAAGUAUCCGCUCUACCACCUUCUGCAGGAGGAGUCCAGCUACAUCUUUGUGGGUGUGACCCAGGAAGCGGAGAGGGAAGAAUUUUACGACGAGACGAGGCGGCUGUGCGACCUCCGCCUGUUCCAUCCCAUCCUGAAAGUGAUCGAGCCGCUGGGAAAUCGCGAGGAGAAGAUCCUAAACCGAGAGAUCGGAUUUGCCAUUGGGAUGCCAAUCUGUGAGUUUGAGAUGAUGAAGGACCCAGAGGUUCAGGACUUCCGUCGGGCCAUACUGGGCGUGUGCAGGGAGGCCAUGGAGGAGCGGGAGGGGGGUGGCGCCCACAGCCAAGCACUCUAUGUUUACCCCCCAAAUGUGGAGUCCAGCCCACAACUCCCACAGCACAUCUACAGCAAGUUGGACAAAGGAAGACUGAUUGUAACCAUCUGGGUGAUUGUGUCACCAACCAACUCCAAACAGAAAUAUACGCUGAAGGUGAGCCACGACAGCCUUCCUGAACAGCUGAUAGCAGAGUCCAUCAGGAAGAAGAGCAGAUCCAUGCACCUUUCCCCUCAGCAGCUCCGCCUCUGUGUACAGGAGUACCAGGGCCAGUACAUCCUGAAGGUGUGUGGCUGUGACGAGUACCUGUUGGAAAAGUAUCCACUCAGUCAGUACAAGUACAUCCGCUCCUGUAUCAUCGUAGGUCGUCUUCCUCACCUCAUGCUGGUCUCCAAGGACAGUCUGUACUGUCAGCUUCCCGCCUCAAGCUUCGUCACGCCUUCCUACAGUCGCCGGACUCCGCAGCCGUCUCCCUGUCCGGGAGGGUCCGACGGCUCUCCACCGCGCUCGCUUUGGGCCUUCAACACCCGGCUGAGGGUCCGACUGCUCUGCGCCACCUAUGUCAACGUCAACAUCCGAGACAUCGACAAGAUCUACGUAAGAACGGGGAUUUAUCAUGGAGGAGAGCCACUGUGCGACAACGUCAACACACAAAGAGUCCCCUGCUCCAACCCGAGGUGGAACGAAUGGCUGACCUACGACAUCUACCUGGCAGACCUGCCUCGCUCAGCCCGACUCUGCCUGUCUAUCUGCUCUGUGAAGGGAAGGAAAGGAGCCAAGGAGGAACACUGUCCACUGGCCUGGGGAAACGUGAACCUCUUUGACUAUAAGGACAUUCUGGUUUCAGGGAAAGUGGCGCUCAGUUUAUGGCCCGUCCCUCACGGCCUCGAGGACCUGCUGAACCCCAUCGGGGUGGCCGGUUCCAAUCCUAACAAGGAGUCUCCCUGUGUAGAACUCGAGUUCUCCUGGUUCAACCAGCCAGUUGUGUUUCCAGACGAGCAGCAAAUUGAAGAACACGCCAACUGGAUCAUCAGCAGGGAGCUGGGCUUCAACUACACACAUGGCCUGAGCAGUCGUUUGGCCUGUGACAGCAGUGUUUCAGCAACAGACGCAGAGCAGCUUCGAAGUCUCUGCUCUAAAGAUCCUCUUUAUGAACUUUCGGAACAAGAGAAGGACUUCCUGUGGAGACACCGACAUUACUGUGUCAAUAUUCCAGAGUCCCUCCCCAAGCUGCUUCUUUCCGUCAAGUGGAAUUCCAGGGAUGAAGUAUCUCAGAUGUACUGCCUGUUGAAGGAGUGGCCUCUGAUGGAGUCCGAGUCGGCUCUGGAAUUGCUGGACUGUAACUUCCCCGACCCGAUGGUGAGAGAGUUUGCGCUGCGUUGCCUGGUCCAAAGUCUGACGGACGACAAGCUGUCUCAGUACCUGCUGCAGCUCGUACAGGUGUUGAAGUACGAGAUGUACCUGGACAACCCGUUGGCCCGUUUCCUGAUCAAGAAAGCCUUGACCAAUCAGAGGAUCGGACACUUCUUUUUCUGGCAUCUCAACAGGUCCGAGAUGCACAACAAGACGGUGUCGCGUCGCUUUGGCCUGCUGCUGGAGGCGUUCUGCAGAGCCUGCGGCAUGUACCUUAAACACCUGAACCGACAGGUGGAGGCCAUGGAUAAACUGGUGAACCUCACAGAUACGCUGAAACAGGAAAAGAAAGACGAGACUCAGAAAACUCAGAUGAAGUUCCUGGUUGAGCACAUGUCCCGUCCAGAUUACAUGGAAGCUCUGCAGGGAUUUGUCUCUCCUCUGAACCCUGUGCACCAGCUAGGACACCUCAGGCUGGAGGAGUGCAGGAUCAUGUCAUCAGCAAAGCGCCCUCUGUGGUUGAACUGGGAGAACCCCGACAUCAUGUCGGAGCUGCUCUUCACCAACAACGAGAUCAUCUUCAAGAAUGGCGACGACCUACGGCAGGACAUGCUGACACUGCAGAUCAUCAAAAUCAUGGAGAACAUCUGGCAGAACCAAGGGCUGGACCUGCGCAUGCUCCCCUAUGGAUGCCUGUCCAUCGGCGACUGUGUUGGUCUCAUCGAGGUGGUGAAGAGCAGUUUCACCAUUAUGCAGAUUCAGUGCAAAGGAGGCCUGAAGGGGGCGCUGCAGUUCAAUUCCAACACUCUGCACCACUGGAUUAAAGACAAGAACCGUGGAGAGGCGUAUGAUCGUGCCAUUGACUUGUUCACCAGAUCGUGUGCCGGCUACUGCGUGGCCACGUUCAUUCUGGGAAUCGGCGACCGCCACAAUUCCAACAUCAUGGUGAAGGAGAACGGACAGCUCUUCCACAUCGACUUCGGUCACUUCCUGGAUCACAAGAAGAAAAAGUUCGGCUACAAGCGGGAGCGCGUCCCUUUCGUCCUCACGCAGGACUUCCUGAUUGUCAUCAGCAAAGGCGUCCAGGAGUCGACCAAGACAAAAGAAUUUGACAGGUUUCAGGAAAUGUGCUACAAGGCCUAUCUGGCCAUUCGCCAGCACGCCAGCCUCUUCAUCAACUUGUUCUCGCUGCUACUCGGAUGCGGUAUGCCUGAACUGCAGAGCUUCGACGACAUCGCCUACCUGAGGAAAACCCUGGCACUGGAGAAAAGCCAGCAGGAGGCGCUGGAGUACUUCAGCAAACAGAUGAACGACGCUCACCACGGAGGCUGGAGCACCAAGAUGGACUGGAUCUUCCACACCAUCCGACACAUGCCCAACGAGCACUAACUAAUGCACAUGCACUACAACGUUGUCACGGCAACGCCAAUCUCAGGGUCGCGGGUCCGAGAAUGCAAAAGGCGUCUUCCCCUUCUUCGGUGCUAAUGUUAAGCCAGUGAGCUGCUGUUGUAGCAUACAUUCGAAUCAAACGUUGCUGACCAACUGCUGUGAAGACGAUAAAAGCAAUAAAAACUCGAGACAAUCAGCCCUAGCCAAUCAGUGGGGAUAUUUUCAGCAGGGGGUGGAGUAAGCGCAAUGGUAAAUUCCCUCCAGACGGGGUUAAACCUUUGAAAUUUGGGGUUAAACCAUUGAAUUUCUCAUCCGGAGCGGCAUAAUUGGUGAAUGAUUAAGAUUGUAUGCUUCAAGGAAUGACUGGGUAAUGAUGUAAUUAUUGAUUUGGUCCACUACGUGUAAAGUGGUGUUUGCACUGUGUGGCAGUCCUUCACUUGAAUAAGUGUGACUUUUGCAAAAUAAAUGAAAGAAAUGAUUGGGA
Molecule: messenger RNA, 3983 nt
Organism: Phyllopteryx taeniolatus (common seadragon)
Lineage: Eukaryota; Metazoa; Chordata; Actinopteri; Syngnathiformes; Syngnathidae
Exons: 28
Coding region: 284-3499 (1071 amino acids)
Biological process (GO): phosphatidylinositol-3-phosphate biosynthetic process; phosphatidylinositol-mediated signaling; phosphatidylinositol 3-kinase/protein kinase B signal transduction
Cellular component (GO): phosphatidylinositol 3-kinase complex, class IA; cytoplasm; phosphatidylinositol 3-kinase complex, class IB
Molecular function (GO): 1-phosphatidylinositol-4-phosphate 3-kinase activity; 1-phosphatidylinositol-3-kinase activity
Source: RefSeq, a predicted model, not a curated record